Messenger RNA from Pleurotus ostreatus (oyster mushroom), 867 nucleotides. RefSeq lists its product as uncharacterized. Gene Ontology annotation, molecular function: metal ion binding; single-stranded DNA binding; ubiquitin protein ligase activity. The coding region runs from base 1 to 867 and encodes 288 amino acids. Gene Ontology annotation, biological process: DNA damage tolerance; protein monoubiquitination. The transcript has 4 exons. The record is from RefSeq and is a predicted model, not a curated record. Gene Ontology annotation, cellular component: nucleus; Rad6-Rad18 complex. Lineage: Eukaryota; Fungi; Basidiomycota; Agaricomycetes; Agaricales; Pleurotaceae.
AUGUGCCACUCCGCGCCGGCUAUACAGAAUAACCAGCGAUAUGCGGCUGAACGUUCACUAAAAACCUGCGAAAUUGAUAGUGCAUCGUACAUACAUAUGCGACCUCCCCACCCUUACGCGCCUGCCUUGGAUGCUCGCAAAUCCUCACGACUUGCGAAAAUAUCGCCCUCUUCGUCACAAAUCCCCCAGGAAUCGACCACGGUAUCGAUAGACCUGCCUCCGCCGCACGAAGCCUCUUCAAGGGAUGCGCUCAAAGGACCUUCUCUAGAUGCCACUGCGUCACUCGCAUCCAGUGUCAAAGGGGUCAAGAAAGCCAACAGAGCGAAUCUACAACAGACCCGGUGGGCUUUGAGUAAAGAGAAGCGACGAUGUGCAGAACUUGAUGCAGCGAAUCAGGAGUUGUCUCAACGGAUGACAGUGAUUACUGCCACUCUUGCCCAAGCGCUCAGGUGUGGCAUUUGUCAUGAUUACAUGGUAGCGGCUUCCACCACGUCUUGUGGUCAUACCUUUUGCACAGGCUGCCUUGCGUCAUGGUUUCGAUCACAGAUCCGGUACAAACUGGAUGACUACGGAUAUGGCCGUAUAUUUGAGGACAAUGCCUUCCCAAGAAACGCCGAAGAGAGGAGACUGCUUCAAAGAACACUCCAGGAGGACAUGUCAUUUGCAGAGGCAAAGGAAUGGUUUGCCUAUAGAUGCCCGACGUGCCAAGGGGACGUAACGAAGACUCCUUAUGAGGUACACAUGAUGAAGGAGAUCAUGGAGUCCUUCGCGGUCAACGUCUAUCCUGAUUUAGAGAAUUCUGCGCUAGGUAGGGCCGCGAAUGCGGUCGAGUUUGCGGGCCUCUUCGUAGAUGGAGAUUUGUGCUAG